Messenger RNA from Oreochromis aureus, 1368 nucleotides. Its product is annotated as granzyme B(G,H)-like. NCBI's taxonomy places the organism in Eukaryota, Metazoa, Chordata, Actinopteri, Cichliformes, Cichlidae. Gene Ontology annotation, molecular function: serine-type endopeptidase activity. Gene Ontology annotation, biological process: proteolysis. The coding region runs from base 697 to 1341 and encodes 214 amino acids. The transcript has 5 exons. The record is from RefSeq and is a predicted model, not a curated record.
CGAAACACCCGAUGAAUCCAAGGUCCACUACUGACGAUGUGUCCUAAAAUUUUAAUAUGAUAAUCUAGACUAGAUUCCUUCCUAAUCCCUAAACCUAACCAAGGAAUGUAAAAAGAAACUAACAAAUGGCAGAACAGCUUCUGAUAAAAGACCGAAACAGCCUGUGAAGUUGAGGCGCACAACGAUGCGUCCUGCUGCUAAAGUUUCCUCACAGCAGCCAUCCCUCAAGACCUUCUCUAUUUGAAGCAAUGCAUCAUCAGGGAUUGUACCAUCUGCUCCUUUUAUUGAAUUGUGUUUAAAUAUAUUUAUAUAUAUAUAUAACUGAAAAUAUGAAUUAAUAAUAAUAAAUGAAUGAUCCAGACUCUAAUUCAUCUUGAAAACAGAAAUAAUGUUCUGCUGGUAAAUUAUUGGAGGUGUGUGAUGCAGCACCACCUGUUACAUGCAGCAGUGCAGACAAAGGUGUGAUAUCCGUGCAGAAACUUAUUACCACAAAGUUUCUGUUGUGGGAGGCUGGUUAUAAAAAGAGGCGUGUAGAGUGGGGGGGGUCACUGCAAGCCUGGAGCUUCUGUCCCACCAUGAUCUGCUGCAUCCUUUACGUCUUUCUGCAAAUCUCCCUCACAGGGGCUGCUGAGAGCAGCAUAGUCGGUGGCAGGGAGGCAAAGCCCCACUCCAGACCAUACAUGGUGUCAGUCCAGUAUGGAGGAGAACAUUCAUGUGGAGGAUCCUUAUUCAGAGGACUUUGUUCUGACUGCAGCUCACUGCAAAGAUGAGACCCGGGGUUCUUGCAGCGUGGUGCUCGGAGCACACGACAUCAGCAAGAAAGAGAGAACUCAGCAACGCAUCCAAGUAGCCAAGUACUACCCUCAUCCAGGAUUCACUGGACAAUACGAAUAUGACAUCAUGUUACUGAAGUUGAAAAAGAACGCCACGCUGAAUAAGUACGUGAGGACCAUGGGACUGCCUAAGAAGAACGGGGAAAUACCCGCCAACAUUAAAUGUGCUGUGGCCGGCUGGGGACUAACCAAAGCUAAUGGAUCUCAUUCAAAUGUCCUAAAAGAAGCCACAGAGAACAUGCAGUUCAGCACUGAGUGCAAACACAUUUGGCAAAAACACUUUAACUCUGGUCACAUGAUAUGCACCAAGUUUACCAGACGGGACGGAGGUGUUUGCCAGGGAGACUCUGGUGGACCACUUAUCUGCAACACAAAGCCUCAAGGUAUAACAGCUUAUACCUCAUUAAACGACUGUAAUGAUCCAAGGUACCCGCAUGUCUUCACUAAAGUCAGUUCCUUCAUCCCGUGGAUCAAGCAAACAAUGGAGGAGCACAGGAAUGAUGCCUGAGUCAGAGGAGCAGUAAAGCAUAUGUUU